Drosophila melanogaster (fruit fly) is the source of this 2870-nucleotide messenger RNA. RefSeq lists its product as uncharacterized. The coding region runs from base 51 to 2771 and encodes 906 amino acids. The record is from RefSeq and is marked reviewed. Lineage: Eukaryota; Metazoa; Arthropoda; Insecta; Diptera; Drosophilidae. The transcript has 28 exons.
UAAAUUUCAAUUUAUUCAGUUAGUUUCCAUGCAGAGACUUAACGAACGAGAUGCGAAUUUUGUGGAUUGCAGCUAUAUCGUUCUCGUGGCAAUUUUCAGACGCCUUUUAUUAUAUGCCCAAAUUUCUUUGCAUUCCACCAUUUGUGGCCAUUAAUGGAAGCUGCCUUAUUCCAACCCCCAAAGAACCCACGAUAUUGCCCUGUUUGAAAAACCUUCAAAACUCCACGGUGUUUCCGGAAAAUCGUGAAAUAGUUACCGUUAGUCCCCCGAAUUUAAUAACGGAAGAUGGUGCUACUAUCGGAGAAAGCCAUUCUAAAGAUGAAAAGCCUAAUCUUUCUAUCAAAGUACCAGUAAAGGAAGCAGGAGCAGUUGAAGGCGAUAAGACAAACGAAGAUUUAAAUCCGACCGUCCCUAAUGCAAAUAAAGUGCCUACUGAUAGUUCGGAAAAUACCUUAGAUUCGGAACCCAAUGACAAUUUUGUUGGUAAGCCCGAAGACUCCAAUCAAAACGAAAGUAAUCCGGAUAUUAUAACACCGAGUCAACAUGCAAAUUCGAGCAUAAUUUCAACAAACCAAGGACAAGAAACAAAUGAAAGCAACAUUCCGGAAAAAGGAUCUAAUACAGACAGUAAAUUAAAACCGACAAUUUCGGAAGAUUCCCAAGUAAAUAAUAUACCCCCGAAAGAAGGAGCAUUUCAAGGCGAUAAUACAAAUAAAGAUUUAAAUCCGACGGUUCCUGAUGAGAGUAAUGUACCUACUGAAAGUUCAGAAAAUACCUCAGAUUCGGAAUUCGAUGACAACAAUAUUGGUAAGCCCGAAGACUCCGAUCAAAACGAAAGUAAUCCGGAUAUUGUAACGCCGAGUCAACAUGAAAAUUCGAGUCUAAUUUCAACAAAUCAUGGACAAGAAACAAAUGAAAGCAACCUUCCAGAAAAUGGAUCUAAUAAAGGCAGUAAAUUAAAACUGCCUACUCCGGAAAAUUCCCAAAUAAAUCAAACACCUCCGGAAGCAGGAGCAGUCAACCAAGAUUUAAAUCCGACCGUUCCUGAUGCUAAUAAAUUGCCUACUGAAAGUUCAGAAAAUGCCUUAGAUUCGGAGUUCAAUGGCAACAAUGUUGGUAAGCCCGAAGACUCCCAUCAAAACGAAAGUAAUCCGGAUAUUAUAACACCGAGUAAACAUGAAAAUUCGAGCCUAAUCUCAACAAAUCCUGGACAAGAAACAAAUGGAAUCAGAGAUCCUGUAAAUGGAUCUAAUGCAAUCAGCACAUUAAAACCGCCUGUUUCGGAAAAUUCCCAAAUAAAUCAAAUACCUUCGGAAGCAGGAGAAGUUGAAGGUGAUAAGGCAAACAAAGACUUAAAUCUGGAUGAUCCUAAUGUAAAUAAAUUGAGUUCAGAAAAUACUAUAAAUUCGGGACCCAACAAUACGAAUAUUAGUAAGCCCGAAGACUGCGACCCAAACGAAAGUAAUUCCAAUAUCAUUGCACCGAAUAAACCUGCGAAUUCGAGCAUAACUUCAACAAAUCCUGGACAAGAAGCAAAUGGAAUCAGAUAUCCUGUAAAUGGAUCGAUUGCAAGCAGCAUAUUAAAUCCGAAUGUUUCGAAGCCAACGAAGCUUGAUGGUAAAAAUUUUGAAAGUAACCUAGCCGUAGGAAACGAAAAUAAAACUGAAAACAUAACAGAAGACCCCAACCAGAAUCCGAAAAAGGAAAACACAAUAGUUUCGUCGAUUUCGGAAAAUCCUACAAUGAACAAAACUGGUGGUUUACUUACCGAAAACAUGGAAGGGCUAUCAAGUACUUCCUCAGCUAAGAUACCUAGUACAAGACCAACAAUUUCUCAACCUCCUAAAAAGGGAAUUGCUAUUUUGCCGGUUAAAAGGCCCUCAAGAAUUUACUCAACCGAUGAUUUGAAUCCUCCAAAAUUCGAAAUACCUUCGAUUUCAGGAGCAGAUGCUGGUGUUCUUCCGAUAAGUCCUUCAAUUCCUGAUACAGAUAAAAUAAACAGUGGUAUCUUACCAUCAGGAAUACCAAUACAAACACCUUUACCCGUUGAUUUAAAUCCUUCAAAAGAUCCUUCGAUGCCCGAAAUGUUGCCAGUGAGAGAUCCUUCAAUUCCUGACACAGAAAAUUUGAUUAAAAAUACAUUGCCACCCGAAGGGCCGUCAAAAAUUGUCUUACCCGGAGAUUUGCAUACACCGAUAAUUCCUGAUACUAAUGAAGUUAUAAAUGGCUUAUUACCAUCCGAACGUCCGAAUCAAAUACCAUUGUCUGGGAAUACAAGUCAUCCAAAUACACACUCAAUAACUGGGAUAGGAUCUGCAACUAAGCCAGUAGUUCCUGCUCUUCCUGGCACAGAUAAUUUGACGCCGAAGAUAAUUGAUCCCAAAAUUCAUAUUCCUGAGUCGAAAGAGCCAAUACUACCAAAGAUUCCUGAGACGGAUCAUUUAAUAAAUGAAGAAGAUUUGAUCGGUAAACAACAAUCACCUAAAAUUCACAUACCCGGGGCGCCGAAGAUAAAUGAUCCCAAAAUUCAUAUUCCUGAGUCCAAAGAGCCAAUACUACCAAAGAUUCCUGAGACGGAUCAUUUGAUAAAUGAAGAUUUGAUCCGUAAACCACAAUCACCCAAAAUUCACAUACCCGAGACGCCGAAGAUAAUUGAGCCUAAAAUUCAGAUUCCCAAGGAUCCAAAAAUGCCCAAAUUAAUUAGACCUGAAGACCUAUAUCCGAAAGAUAUAAAUAUCUAUGAACUUUUGCCAAAGGACAUGUUUGCCUAAUGCCUUAUUUUCACCGGUGCUUAAAAGUUAAUAUACUUUUAAAUAAUCAAACCGGACUUAGUUUCGCAUUGAGGAGGAGAAUAAAUGAAUAUUCAAAUG